AUGAUUCUGCUCAACUACCGUCGUUGCCAGAACAGUCCGAUAAGACUCUCUCAGUUUUUUCACCGCUACCAUUAUCAGUGUGAUAGUCAAAGUUAUCAGAAGCAGCAACAUCGACAGAUGAGGAAUUAUCAUGGCCAGCGUCGCCUACCGUACAAUUUUAUGCAUUGUACUUAUUGUUUACUGUACUGCAAUGGUUUCCUGGAUCUGCAGGAAUAUUCGAAACAGCAGGAAAGAAAACAUCGUCGAAAAAUCGUCCUACCAUGCGUGAUACCAUGGGAAUAUGGCUCGAACAAAUAUGCUAGCCAGAAAGGCACUGCUGGCUUUGGUACCAUCCGAAAUGCUAGUGAGUUUAAUUUUUUGGACAAAUUUUUUGGACCUUUUUUAGCAACGACAGUCAAAAGCAGUCGACAGCUUAGCGACAGUAACGACGGUGUGGUGCCGUGGAUGAAUUGUCCUCCGCUGCACGACAAGGAGCUCGCUUCUCAAGCGGGCCUCACACCAUUCGGUGGAAUUCGAGAACAUGCCAUCAAAGUACAGGACAGGGAAGGUGAAAAGAAAAAAGAUAUCAACAAACUUGUUGGCGAUCAAGCCUCAGAGGGUAUCCUGAAGAUUUGGUCGCUACCUAAUCCAGAUGCCAAAAACAACCAGCCAUUUGGAAAACAUCGUGACGCUAUUACCGAAGUGAAAGGCGGGCGGCAGUUUAGUGAGAAGGAGCUGAAUGCAAGUCGAGCAGCCAUACCGAAAUUCCAGGAUCCACGUCAAACUAUUGCUGCCAGAACAGAAACUGCCAAUCGUGUAAAUUUAUUGCUGUUUUUACACAAACAGUUCGCACAUACUGGAUCUGUCAACUGUCGGCAAGCAGUAAAAAAAACUGAAGGAGAAGGCAGGGACGAGCAGGAGGUGCUUGACCCGAACCGAUAUAUGGCUUGGAUCGGUGGUCAGGUCUGCGCUUUCUCCUAGCA
Molecule: messenger RNA, 962 nt
Organism: Gongylonema pulchrum
Lineage: Eukaryota; Metazoa; Nematoda; Chromadorea; Rhabditida; Gongylonematidae
Source: the annotation of a GenBank genome assembly